Molecule: messenger RNA, 3491 nt
Organism: Ruditapes philippinarum (Manila clam)
Lineage: Eukaryota; Metazoa; Mollusca; Bivalvia; Venerida; Veneridae
Exons: 13
Coding region: 151-2535 (794 amino acids)
Biological process (GO): urea transmembrane transport
Cellular component (GO): plasma membrane
Molecular function (GO): urea transmembrane transporter activity
Source: RefSeq, a predicted model, not a curated record
UUAAACAUAUCUUUGCUAAGAUACCUAUAUCAUAUACUAAAUAUAGUUAUUUCGUCAUUUGUAUAUCAUUUGGAUUAAAUGCGUCAGUGAAUUAAGUUGUAGUUUUUAUUUCUAAAAUAGUUAUAAUUAAUAUAUUUGAAAAUAAAAAAGAUGGCUCGGUCAAACUCAAGUGAGUGCCAGGCUCUUUUUGCACGUGGAAAUUAUACUGCUGUACAAGGAUUGGUGCCCUCUAUUGAGCUACAUGAGACAUUGUUAUUAGUUGUUGGAUUUGGAACAUUUGCUACUGUUGUUGCUUUUAUUUUUAGAUUCAUACGGAAGCAUGUUUAUAAAGACGAGAACACCCUAGAUACAGCUUUUGAUGCAGGAGGAAAAGUGAGUGUUGGACUUACUGCGACAACGAUUGUGUCACAAUGGACCUGGGCUGCAACACUUCUCUAUUCCUGUGUUGUUGCUAGCAAGUACGGGAUAAGUGGGCCAUUUUGGUAUGCCGCAGGAGCAACAAUACAGAUCCUCCUGUUUGCCAUGGUAUCUGUUCAACUAAAAAUUCGAGCCCCUGGCGCUAAAACAUUUCUGCAAGUGAUAAAAGCCCGGUACGGAGCAAACACGCACAAGGUUUUUGUGGUUUAUGCAUUAGUUACCAAUAUCAUUGUAACAGCUAAUUCAAUGACAGGUGGGUCAGCUGUUUUGUCUGGAUUAACAAAGGAUAUGGGAACGGAGUACGCCGCUAUGUUGAUGACGGCUGUUGUAGGGACAUACACGUGCAUAGGUGGACUGGGUGCCACAUUUUAUGUCUCAUUUUUCAACACAGCAAUGAUCAUGAUGAUGAUGUUGGUAUUUGUUAUACGUGUUUACGAUGACAGUGGGAAUGAUGAUAGUAAUCCGCUCGGUUCUGAAGAGAAAGUGUUUGAGUACUUGUCCUGUAGCGAAGGACCAGAGGGCAACGAAGAACGAAGCUAUCUGACGCUUGUUUCUAACUCUGGACUCAUGUUUGGACUUAUAAAUGUCGCUGGUUGUUUUGGGACAACAUAUGUAGAUCAGUCGUACUGGCAGAGUAGUGUUGCAGCAAAGCCUAGACAAGGAGUGUUGGGGUUUCUAGCCGGAGGCCUCGUUUGGUUCUCUAUACCUUUCGCACUAGCAACUACUAUGGGUCUUGCCUACACAGCACUCGGCACACAACAGGGUCAACCUUUGCUUGUUGAAAGUGAUGUUAAUACAGGAUUGGUUCUACCAGUGGUAGCACAGCGAAUGUUUGGUAAGGCUGGUGAAAUGAUGGUGUUAGUGAUGGUUCUAAUGGCUGUUGUAUCUACUGGCUCUGCCGAAGUUCUCGCUGCUACUUCAAUAGUUGUUUAUGAUAUUUAUCAGCUGUAUCUAAAGCCUUUCAGAAAGGUGCUAGACUCCAACAGUUGUAUUCUGUGUGGAAGAGGUCGUGGAAGAAAGGCGUGCCCACGUGACAAAUGUUCAUGUGAAAGUAUGUCCGUAUGUGCCGACUGUCAAAUGGAUAACAAGAAACGAAGUGAAUCUUCGAGAAUUCCUCCCCCUAUGUACACAUGUCGAGUUCAUGGAACCUAUCGCGAGUACACAGACUAUCUCUCACACAUGAAAAACUGGGGGUUGUUUUGGACAACCCUUUGUAUUUUACCACUUACCAUACUUCUUCACACCUUACAAAUCAAUCUUACCGCCGUUUACUUGUUCAUGGGUGUAACAAUCAACUCUGCAGUGGUCCCAAUUGUGUUGUCAAUGUUCUGGGAGCGUCUUACAGGAUUAGCAAUGAUUGCGGGAAGUAUAGGCGGAACAGUGUUAGCGCUGAUAACAUGGAUUAUUGUAACAGCUUCAUAUCCUGGAGGUCUGAAGGACUUCAAAGACAACGCUACAGAGGAAACUCCGAUGUUAUUUGGAAACUUGAUGUCAUUAAUAGCUGGUGCAGUUAUUUCCGUUUGUGUCAGUUUGUUGUCAGGAAGCAACAAAGAAGGCUCUGAGGUGUGGGAGAAAACAAGAGACAUAGACAAUCCGCUAAGUCCGUGGACUGAACUUUACGAGAAGGAUCUUAAUCUAACGGGUGCAUCUCGUUUGGACAAUAGGCCGCCACUUGAAGAGGUGCAAGUAGCCUUUAGGUUUGCAAAAAUGGUUGGAUUUAUUGGAUCAAUUUCAACAACGGUCGUAUUAAUAAUACUUUGGCCGUUAAUAAUGAUGUUUGGUGUAUCAGUUAUGGACUUCGAUUCAUUCUAUCAAUGGGUUGCGGUUUCAAAAGUGUGGGCCUUCCUUGCAGCAAUAUUUAUCAUUAUCGCCCCAUUCGUGAAUGAAAUUUAUGACAUAUACAAAGCAUUUUUAUCAAACAGACGCGUUCAUCCUGUCAGGCGGAGGGAUACAAAAGUUAAUGCGCACACGUCACAUACAAACGUUGAACAUGUCGGUAAUGAAACAAAUGCUGUCAAUGUUGAAGAAUCCAACAAUGAGAUUAACAAAGUAGAAGUAGACGAUAACGUCACCGUGGAAAAUGUACGCUUAUCUGGAGUGGAAAAACUUAGUAUUUAAUUACGGACUUGUGGCACUUAUUCAAAGAAAUCGUUUGAUAGAUCGAUUAAAACGUUUAAAUGAAUGUGUUAUCGAAUAAUUAUUUUGAUGGACAUAUUGCGUCUGUGGAGUUCGAGAAUGAAUACAUUUGAUGCAAUGUUAUCUGUACCUAUGUGCUGUAAAGAAACAGUUUAAAUUCGUAAUUCGAUGUUACGAAGCUUGUUCAUGCUAUUGCUGCUAGAAUCGGCAUUGUGAUUUUUGUUUAACAUUGAUUGUUAGCUUCAUACCUUUCAAAUAAACGUUUAAAAACUAUUUUCCGUUUUUAGAGGAACAACAACAGUUCUAGUGAAACGAGGUAACACGGUCAUUAUAUUCCAAGGUCCCUAAAGGGUUUAAAGUAUGUGUUCAUAUACUUUUUUACAUGUACCUAAGUCUUACGUGAUUUUUGUAGGAGAAGACAGGGUAUAUGGUGAAACAGAUACAUUCAAAUUAUGAAACUUUGAAAUCUUUUAAAAGUCUUUGUGGACUAAAUUAAGCACACCUAAAAAUAUGUAGCAAUUCAAAAUCUUUUCGUUUCAUGGCCGUAUUUUCUGCAAUGCCAUAUUCAAUAUACUGACCAUCACUCAUUGUUUCGAAGAAUACUUUUAUUUGAGUCACUAUUGCUUGAGCACUCAUUUGGUAUGAUUUAUUUGACCUUUUUUUAUCUGAAUAAUGUUGACAUGAUAAUGAGUCAUAUAAAUACAUACUAAUUCAUUAUUUGCAAUAAUUUUGAAUAAUCCGUUCAUUGUGAAAGAUGUCCUGUGAAUGUAAUUGCAUAUCAAGGAUAAGUCGAAGAAAAGUAAAAUGAUCUGAAACCAAUUUCUUGCAGUUUCGGAAGCUUUUGAACAUUUGAUGCAUUUGUUUUAUCUGAUUUUGCUUUAUAUUGUCUGUUUCACUCAUUUUCAUAUGAUUUUAUUUUUGAAAUAAAAUAUUGAUAU